Molecule: messenger RNA, 4031 nt
Organism: Pseudoliparis swirei
Lineage: Eukaryota; Metazoa; Chordata; Actinopteri; Perciformes; Liparidae
Gene: mllt3
Product: MLLT3 super elongation complex subunit
Exons: 13
Coding region: 84-1952 (622 amino acids)
Biological process (GO): regulation of DNA-templated transcription
Cellular component (GO): super elongation complex
Source: RefSeq, a predicted model, not a curated record
ACCGUCCUGCGUUUUACCUGCACGGCGCGUCACGCUGUGAACGUGGCGGAAAGAGACGUCACGAGUGUGAAGGGUGAACCCUCAUGUAUAGGAGUUGUUUUCCCAUCCUGUCAAACAGAUGUGUUGUUGUUGUCUUAUUUGUUGACAACCCUCCAUCACUGUGUUGUCAGGGUGCUGUUCAGGUGAAACUAGAACUCGGUCAUCGUGCCCAGCUGAGGAAGACGCCCACCGUGGAAGGUUUCACCCACGACUGGAUGGUGUUUGUCCGCGGCCCGGAGCAGAGCGACAUCCAGCACUUUGUGGAGAAAGUGGUUUUCCACCUGCACGAGAGCUUCCCCAAACCAAAAAGAGUGUGCAAGGACCCGCCGUACAAGCUGGAGGAGUCUGGAUACGCCGGCUUCAUCUUGCCUAUUGAAGUUUACUUCAAAAAUAAGGAAGAACCGAAGAAGGUCCGCUUCGAUUACGACCUGUUCCUCCACCUGGAGGGCCACCCGCCUGUCAACCAUCUGCGCUGCGAGAAGCUCACCUUCAACAACCCGACGGAGGAGUUUCGUAGGAAGCUGCUGAAAGCCGGAGGGACACGGGAUCCUCACAAACGAAGUUCAGAAGACUCAAAAGUGAUGGUGAUGCAGGAGGGCUCCACCUCCCUGUUCGGCCAGCAGCACCUGAAGCUGCCGACGCUCCCCAACAGCUCGCUGUCGUCCACCUUCUCCGAUCCAAAGAAGAGCAAAAGCUUCCACGGGUCAAAGGACGGCUCUAAGGGAAGCGGUAUCACCCUUCUGACCACAACCACCAGCACCAACAGCAGCAGCUUCUCCAAACUCCACAAGCCCUCCAAGGACCACAAAGACAAGCCUCCAAAAGACUUGAAAGAGCCCAAAAGUGCCUUCAGAGACUCCGGCUGGGAGCCCAGCAAAGCCCCCAAAGAACCUUCCAGGAAACCCAAAGAGAACCAGCCCCUUAGAGAUAUCAAUCCUAAAAUGGGCUUCAAGGAACCCAAGUCUUUGACCAAGGAGCAUCGGACUGAGGGGACGACCCACGGGUCGGCGCUCAACAAGCGCCUGUCGGCUCCUGAUGGCGACGAGCAUGUGACCAAAAAACGUAAAAAGGGAUUUAUGGAUCCAUCAGGGAAGCAGCCAUCGGGGUCAGACUCUCAACAUUUGGAUAAGAGUCUCUUGAAGGAUAAAUCACUGGGGCGACCAAGUAAACCGCGACCAGAAGUUGACGAGGCGGACCGCAGGAAGGUGUCAACGCUGCCGCAAUUCCGGGACCUGGUGGACCUCAAUGACUCGGAUAUGGAGGACCAGUCGACCAAAGAUUCCGAGCAGCCCAGUCCGGCCAGUUCCAGCUCCAGCUCAGGCUUUGCUCCCUCACACCACAAACGGCAAGUGGUGGACUUCAUCAUCAGGAAAAGGUUGGCUAUUCCUGCCACCACCCACACAGUUCUGGGCCCGCUGCAGUCGGUGAUGCAGGACCUGCACUCGGACGACAACGACGACGACUCGGAGGACGGCGGCGACCACGACAUGGACUCUGACGCGGAGCGGCCGGCGCACACACACCUCACGCACCACCAGCGCAGGGUCAGUUUGAGUGACGGCAGUGAGAGUGACAGCUCCUCGCCCUCCCCCCCAUCUCGCAAUGAAGCCCCGCCCAUGCUAAAGACCACCGCUAACCAGAUACUGGAGGUGAAGAGUCCCACCAAGCAGAGCAAGCAGGACAAGAGCAGAAACCUGGACUGUGACAAGGCGUACCUGGACGAGCUGGUGGAGCUGCACAAACGGCUGAUGACCCUCAGAGAAGGUCACAUCCUCCAACAGAUCGUGAACCUCAUUGAAGAGACCGGACACUUCCACAUCACAAACACGACUUUUGACUUUGACCUUUGCUCCCUGGACAGAAGCACAGUGAGAAAGCUGCAGAGCUACCUGGACACCUCGGGCCUGUCCUGAGGCUCUGAGCAGCCGGCUGCUGGAUCUCGGUCUCCAUGUAGACUUUUUAGAUUUUCCUUGAUUGAACUCUGGAUGCAGACGCCCCACCGCGGCCGGUCCGGUGUGCCGUGUGUCCGGCCCGCCUGUCGGACCGGGCCCUCUGAGCGAGGAGGAGGACCCGCUGCAGGACCCAGAGCCAGGGGUUGUGGGUCACGAGCCCUGUGGAUCAGGAGAUCACCCAGAAGGCCUUCAACCGUCACUUGACUUCUUAGAGAAAAGAGAAAGGAAGUGGUUGCUCUUAAUGAUGUGCUUAUUGUUCCAUGUAUGUUCCUUUUGUUCAAAUGCACGGUUCCUUUACAACGUUGUACGUCUUAUUUAUUGUGUGUGUGUGUGCGUGUGUGUGUGUGUGUGUUUGAAAAGGCAAAAAAAACACAAAUGGGAAAACGGCAGAGUGAGACCUCCCUGCAGGAUGGUCUUUGGUCAGGCAUUGCUGAGGACGCCCGAUUUGACGUGAAUUUCAAUGUGACAUCACCUCUGAGUCAGCAGCAGCAGCUGUGAAGAGGCCGCUGGUCACUUUAUAUUCCCCAAAAAUAAAUCGGGAAUAUUGGAGCGGGCGCCUGGCAGAAGGCCUCCUCGCCAGUGGAGUGGUUUGGAUAACGACGAGCUUUAUUUGAUCUUAAUGUUAUAGUACGGGGCGUGGUCUGGGCCCGGUUUAAGUUCAGUAGUCCACAUGAUGAAGACAAAGCGUGUGUUUUUUGUUCUGACUGGUUGAACUCUUAUCUAGUUACUUACUAAUAAAUUGUCUGAAAAUCUCCCAGAUGCAAACUUAGUGUGGCCGUCGCCAUCUUGGAUUACGGCUGUCGUCAUGGUUAUCUUGCAACUCCUGAACUGAAGUUCUCAUAUUUAGAACGUGGAGGAGUGACAUAGAGACAUCUACUGCUCUGCUAGCAACCUGUCAAUCACCCUGUAGCCCCGCCCCUAAAGCGUCCCCUGCGUUAUGGUCUGUGUGACUCUAAAGGACCAUCAUGUACUAAAUGAUGACAUCAUGCUGUAUAGAAGAAGACUUGAAACUAGAGACAGACAUAAACUCAUGUUUACAAUGUUUACUGAGGGAAUACAUCAAGAGAGAAGUAGUCAUUAUAUAGACUUCUAUACAACCAGAGGAGUCGCCCCCUGGUGGUCAGGAGAGAGAAUGGAGCUUUGAAUGGACUUCCGGAGGUUGAAGUGUACACACACACACUCACACACAUGUAGGUUUGAUUCUUACUACAAACCAGAGCCAACGUUAAAUAAAGGUCCAGCAGGUGUUCCUGUAUCAGUCUGGCGCUCUCUGCUGUCGGUUCCCUUCCACGCCGCCUCGCUGAGCACAGUGUUGUUUCAGACCGGUCGUCGCAUGCUGAAGUGUUCAUACAUCGGAUUUAGAGCUAAAGAGGUCAAAUCUUCGGCGAGUGCUUAAAUGGCUGUCAGGAUAUCAAACACAGAUGGAUCUGACCCACAGGAACGUUUAAAGGGAGCAUCACAAGACGUAAGGUUCUACACAUGUUGGUUGUAAGCUCUUGAACAUGCUGGUUGGUUGUGCGCUCACCGGACUAAUGCAAACAUCUGCACUUCCACAGGCAGAAAGGUUUCCAUCACAGGAAGUGUCUUUCCAGCUGUGAGGAUUGGAGCCGCCACAUCAGUUCAUACAGGUGCAACAACAUUUGGCAGUUUGUUUUUCCCAUAUUGUGACUCUGUGCCAGAACCGUGACCAGAUCACUGAUGUUUAUCUACAUUCUACAAAAUAUUGUCAUUGUCAAUAUUCCAUGUGACUCCUGUGUUCUGCAUUUCUGAAAUGUGUGAAUUAUUUCUGGUACAUGUCAACAAGAGAGACGGCCAGUGGCUGACGGGUACUGUGACGCGCGUAGGAAAGAACAACAGCGAUCUUUUGUUUAUUUUGUGGCUGUUUGCUCAAUCAAAGCUCAGCAUCCACUUCUCCAAGGAGAAUGCCUUCGUUUGAUUGGUUGCCGAGGCCACAGGGUUCUUCUCACCCUGCGCUCUGUCUUAUGGUUUCUUGUGUAUUUUGAGGACAUACAAUAAACAUUCUUUAUGAUAUAAAGAUGA